Molecule: messenger RNA, 4769 nt
Organism: Cricetulus griseus (Chinese hamster)
Lineage: Eukaryota; Metazoa; Chordata; Mammalia; Rodentia; Cricetidae
Source: RefSeq, a predicted model, not a curated record
GUCUGGAAAUAAAGCAGGGCAAGUCUGGGCCCCUGAAGGAUCCACUGCUUUCAAAUGUCUGCUCUCAGCAAGGUUGUGCGCAGCUCUUCUGAGUAACAUCUCUGACUGCGAUGAAACAUUCAACUACUGGGAACCAACGCACUACCUCAUCUACGGGAAGGGGUUUCAGACGUGGGAGUAUUCCCCAGUGUAUGCCAUUCGCUCGUAUGCUUAUCUGUUGCUGCAUGCCUGGCCAGCUGCAUUUCAUGCACGGAUUCUGCAGACUAAUAAGAUUCUUGUCUUCUACUUUCUGAGAUGUCUCCUGGCUUUUGUGAGCUGUAUUUGUGAACUUUACUUUUAUAAGGCUGUGUGCAAGAAAUUCGGGCUGCAUGUGAGUCGAAUGAUGCUGGCCUUCUUGGUGCUCAGCACUGGCAUGUUUUGCUCAUCGUCUGCAUUCCUUCCUAGCAGCUUCUGCAUGUACACUACAUUGAUCGCCAUGACUGGAUGGUAUAUGGACAAGACCCCCAUUGCUGUGCUGGGAGUAGCAGCUGGGGCUAUCUUAGGGUGGCCAUUCAGUGCAGCCCUUGGUUUACCCAUCGCCUUUGACUCACUGGCCAUGAAACACAGAUGGAAGAGUUUCUUUCAUUGGUCACUGGUGGCCCUAAUUCUCUUCCUGGUGCCCGUGGUGGUCAUUGACAGCUACUAUUACGGGAAGUUGGUGAUUGCGCCUCUCAACAUUGUUCUGUAUAAUGUCUUCACUUCUCAUGGGCCUGAUCUUUAUGGUACUGAACCAUGGUAUUUCUACUUAAUCAAUGGAUUUCUGAAUUUCAAUGUUGCCUUUGCUUUGGCUCUUCUGGUCUUGCCACUGACUUUUCUCAUGGAGUACCUGCUGCAGAGAUUCCAUGUUCAGAAUUUAGGACAUCCAUAUUGGCUUACCUUGGCACCAAUGUAUAUUUGGUUUAUAAUUUUCUUCAUCCAACCUCACAAAGAGGAACGGUUUCUUUUCCCAGUAUAUCCACUUAUAUGUCUCUGUGGCGCUGUUGCUCUUUCUGCACUUCAGAAAUGUUAUCACUUUGUAUUUCAACGAUAUCGCCUGGAGCAUUACACUGUGACAUCCAGCUGGCUGGCAUUAGGAACAGUCUUCCUGUUUGGGCUCUUGUCAUUCUCUCGCUCUGUGGCUCUGUUCAGAGGAUAUCAUGGGCCCCUUGAUUUGUAUCCAGAAUUUUACCGAAUUGCCACAGACCCAACCAUCCACACUGUCCCAGAAGGCAGGCCUGUGAAUGUUUGUGUGGGAAAAGAAUGGUAUCGAUUCCCCAGUAGCUUCCUUCUGCCUGAUAACUGGCAACUUCAAUUCAUUCCAUCAGAGUUCAGAGGUCAGCUACCAAAGCCUUUUGCAGAGGGACCACUUGCCACUCGGAUUGUUCCUGCUCACAUGAAUGACCAGAACCAAGAGGAGCCUUCCAGAUAUAUUGACAUCAGUAAAUGCCAUUACUUAGUGGAUUUGGAUACCAUGAGAGAAACACCUCGGGAGCCAAACUAUUCAUCCAACAGAGAAGAAUGGAUCAGCCUGGCCCACAGACCAUUCCUGGAUGCAUCAAGGUCUUCAAAGCUGCUUCGGGCAUUCUAUGUCCCCUUCCUGUCGGAUCAGUAUACGGUAUAUGUGAACUACACCAUCCUGAAGCCCCGGAAAGCAAAGCAAAGCAGGAAGAAAAGUGGAGAGUGGAGGAGAGCAGAAUCUGCUUACAGGAAGAGCUGAGAGCCCUUGACUGGGGGUGUGUGUUAGCCACUCUCCACACUUUGGCCUGGCAUCCAGGAACUAGCAAGCCAACCUUAGACCACAUGGUUUCUCCACCAAAGCUGUUUGGCAGCUCCUAGCAGACCUUGUUCAAGUCCAAGUGUUGAAAAGCGCAGCCUCAUUGCCAACCGACAUGUCCUUUUACCUCCAGCAGGACUCGGCUUGUAAAAGCAUUCGAAGGACUAUGACCCUGGCCUUGAAGCUCAGGAAAAAGUCGACCACUGAAGAACUGUGACCUAAUCUUAUUAUUUAUGAUGCCUCUAAUUUUCAUUUUAUUUUAUUUAAAACUAGUUUAAAUAUAUGGCUAUUUGGGAAGGGUUUUAAGAUUUUAAAAGUUUCAGCAUGAUAUAUCUUAAAUUCUAGGCUCUGUACAAAGAUAACUGUAUUGGGCAUCUUUGGAGAAAAGUUUAUCAAUAGAUUUGGUGACAUCACAUUUUAAAGUAGUCUGAGGCCAAUUUGGGGAACUGAGAAUUCCUUUGUGUAAAAUGACAGCCCCAAUGAAAUGAAAACGACAGUGUGUGUAUGUAGCACCCAUACUUAAGCUCUUCUGCAGGGUGACCUUGGGUGGGCGCAUCUAAUAGCAUCAGCAGUGGUAAGCACUACUAACAGGUAGUAAGCCUGCCGUUACUCCCUCUCCCUUACAAUACCACACAACAUGUAAGACGUUUUUUCAGUGUCUCAUGUGAUCCUUGCCACCACUGUGAGGACCCAUUUCACAGAAGAGGAAGCAGAUGAGUGUGGAGAGAAGCGGCUUUUGCAGGGUCACAUAUGUGGGCAGUAAGUCAUAGGCCUGGGAGUAGAAUCCAGGCUCUCUGACUUCUGCUUUCGAGACUGUCUGUGCCUCUCCACUUGUCUAUGAAGCACUACUUGACAGGAGGAUUAGGCUGACCAUAUACAGAUUAGUUCUGUCCAUUUCUAUUUUCGGGAAGAUUUUUAGGUACAGUUCUUUGAGUUCUUUGGAGCCUGUGGGUGAUCCCUCCUUAGCAGUUCUGGGUGGUCUUGCCAGGCCUUGGUAGGAAAGUCCUUGCUUUGUAAUCCACAGGGUUUUGUGUAUACAGUAUUCCUUUUGUCCCAUGGGCCAUGUUACAGGUGCCUUAUUUGCUUAAGGGUGACAGGUUCUAGUAGUGUAGAGGGUAGAUCUGAUUUUCACUGUUUCCAUUUUUUUCCUUGUUUUCUUUUUAAGGAAAAUAACUUUCUAAUGUGAAUUAGUCCCAAUACAAAGAAUUAGAAGGACAGAAAAAUAAGUAGGUGAAUGAAAAUAUUUACUCUAAAAGAAUAUCUGAUUGGAGUUGAGUGAAGCAGAGGUGAGGUAGCAAGUCCAGACAGAAUGACAACUGGACAGGAAAGAGGCUGCAGCCCUACUGUGUGACUAGUCCCGGAAUUGAAUAGAUAAGUCUGAUCACUGUCUUCCAAGGCUAAUAGUGAGAAUGUGAUCUGAAGAACAGAACUGUAGUGAAGGAUAUUUUAGAAGCCAAGGCACUGCAGGAUGCACACAAGAGUUGAUAAUGGAGUUCACUGAAGAGUGGCUCUUUUCCAAUCAAAGUACAGAACUAGGGGUAUGGCUGAGUGGUAGAGCACAUGUCCACUGUGCUUAAGGCACUGGGUUCAAUUCGUAAUACAUGCAGGCCCCCCCCCCCAAUGGCACAGUAUUGAGCCAUUUGAUCAUCUUACAUGUCUGAAACAAAUGUAAAGCUCCUCCAAAGGUGCCUGACAUGAGCCUUGGCCUCCACAUAUGCAUGUGCUUGCACUCAUACAUGCACACACAGUUGUCUGAGUAAGAACUGACUUAUAAAGUAGCACAAAAAGGCCAGAUGGGUAUAGAGAUCUCUUAGGAAUGUCAGUUUCUGUCCAUUUGAAAGCCUCACUCUGCUUUUCUCCAUUCUGUUUUCUGGUGAGAGCACAAUACAUCUUGGACACUGUGCCAAGUACCUCUUAGCAACAUAGGUUAGCUGCCCCUGGGAAAAAGAAAGGCACCUGAUUGGCCAGUCUCACAUCUUCACCAAAGACUUUGCAUACACCACUGCUCGGUCCCUAGACUAAGGUACCUACUUGUAGAUUGUUGCUGCAAGGAAUGAGCUCCACACAAGAUUCACAAUCUCCUGUGUGGGCGGAACAAGGUAGUGGGUAGACUUGGCAAACCCAGACUUCUCUGAUCUCUAGCCCUAAAGGAGCCUUAUCUGAACCUAAAUCUGUAACACUGAGUACCAUUAUUGUGUGAUAGUUAACAAAAUCUGCCUCUUGCCUCUUUUAUCAUUCGAUAAAAAGACAAGUUAUCUUAAUCAUUUUGGGUAAGUGUAGAAAACUGCCGCCUGUACUCCUUAUUACUAAGUUCAGGCUUGCAGCAGGCAUGGUUUUAAAUGAAGGUGGUUAUUGAUCCCAGUCUUUACUUUCAGUCACUGUUUCCUGGUCUGGAGUUCUGGGAAAGACCUUACCUUUUAGGUAAGGAUUCCAAAUACCCAUUUCCCCAGUGGGAAUCCUGUGGGGAUUUGUGUGCUGUGCUUCCUGGGACAGAGUGAAUGAGGGUCACCAUGACUGUAUAGCUGUCCAGCUAACACCAGACAUCUAGGCUUUUCAUGUAGUUAGUUUUGUUUUCUUUAAAGAGGAAUAGAGGCAAUUAAAUCCCUGCCUUUACAAAUGCCAGAAAGCUUACAUGGGAGUCUACUUUUAGGCUUCCACAUUAAAUUCCUCAGGUAAAUGGAUGAUGUGAGCAUGUGUUCAGCUGUAAUGGUUUUGUAAUAGGAAGAUGAAGGCAUUGAUUGGGUUUCAGGGGCCCACUGGAGUAUCCAUAAAUCUGAAUGUUCCUUUAAAUUUCCCAGUCUCUGUAACCAUGGGAUUCUUGAUGCAGAUGAAACUAGGAAGUAGUACAGUGCUGAAACCAGUGUCAUCCAGUCCAUUGUCUUCCUGAUUUUUGCUCUUUCAUGUGUCAGUGUUUAUAUUACAUUCCUAUGUAUUCCUGUGAAGGAGAAAGUUAAUAAAUUUUGAUGGUUUGCUAUUC